Messenger RNA from Bombus huntii, 1634 nucleotides. RefSeq names its product ubiquitin carboxyl-terminal hydrolase (gene Uch). Gene Ontology annotation, cellular component: cytoplasm. Gene Ontology annotation, biological process: ubiquitin-dependent protein catabolic process; protein deubiquitination. Gene Ontology annotation, molecular function: cysteine-type deubiquitinase activity. The coding region runs from base 228 to 929 and encodes 233 amino acids. NCBI's taxonomy places the organism in Eukaryota, Metazoa, Arthropoda, Insecta, Hymenoptera, Apidae. The transcript is spliced from 8 exons. The record is from RefSeq and is a predicted model, not a curated record.
AACAAAACAACUAAAUAUUUUGUUAUUAAUUAUUCUAUUAUAAGUUCAUUUUAAUAUUGAUCUUAUCUACUGCCCAAUAAUGUGUCAUCAAAUUGUGUCAAUGUCACAGGAUUUCGGCAAAUUCGUCUGAGUGUGAUAAAUUGAUAACAACAUUAAAAUUUUGCACGUAUAAUACGGCAAAUACGCUUUUGUGAAUUUAUAAUAUCUGUUAAUCAACAAAAUUCAUCAUGUCAUCUUGGAUUCCGAUGGAAUCUAAUCCAGAAGUUAUGACAAAGUUUUUACAUAAAUUAGGCGUAGCAAAAGAUUGGUCUGUUGUUGAUGUUUAUGGUCUGGAACCUGAUCUGUUGGCACUUGUACCUAAACCAGUUGUUGCUGUUAUUUUGCUAUAUCCUUUAUCCAAAAAGGGUGAUAAUAGCUUAGAAGACAAAGAAUCAGAAGAAGAAGAAGAUGUAAGUAUUCCUAAAGAUCCAGAAGUUUUUCAUAUGAAACAGUACAUUCAUAAUGCCUGUGGUACAAUCGCAUUAAUUCACAGUGUUGGCAAUAAUCGAGACAUCAUAGAUCUUCAGGACGGUUUCCUAAAAACCUUUUUAGAUGAAGCGAAAAAUCUUUCUUAUAUGGAAUGUGGGAAGCUUUUAAUGGAGUCCGACGGUAUUAGUAUCACUCAUAAAGAUGUGGCACAAGAGGGUCAAACAGAGGUACCAAGCGAUGAAAUACCAGUGUACCAUCAUUUUGUAGCACUUAUACACAAAAAUGGAGUAUUAUAUGAAUUAGAUGGACGUAAACCUUCUCCUAUUAAUCAUGGUACAACUAGUCCAGAAACACUGUUAGAAGAUGCAGCACGUGUUUGUAAAGAAUAUAUGGCUCGUGAUCCAGAAGAAGUGUGUUUCACAGUUCUUGCUCUUGCUAAUAGCGAUGCAGGAGCAUUGUAACUCACUAAAUACAAUAUAGCAUAUCCAUUUUAAGAUAACUGUUGAAAUAAUUUAUUUUAUACAUUAUACAUGUACAUCUGCUUUUUAUAUUGCAUUUAUUAACAUUUGCUUAUUACUGUAUUAUAAUAUGGAUAUUCGCGAUAUAAGUACGUAUCAAAUGUAAAACAUAUCUAUUUCAUCGAAUGAUAAAACCAUAAAAAAUAAUUAAAAUCGCAUAAAAGCGAAACUUCAAUAGUUUUAUAUCUUUUAUACUAAUUUUACUAUAUCAUUUUUUUAUACUAUUUUUUGACGAAUAAAUGUGACGCAAAUAUUUUCAUAAAUUUUGAUUAAUAAGAUAUGAAUAUAAAUAAAUAUAUAUAUAUAUAUCACUAUCAAUAAGUAUAUAUCAAUCUUAUAGUAGUAGUUGUGUGAUAGUUGUUUGUAUCGUUGUUUAUAAAUAUUCGCUCUAAGCAACUAAAAAUAUGUGUAUCUGUACUUGCUAUACUUAUUAAAAAUGUUUUUUCUAGAAAAAACGAAAUGCAUCUAGUAUUCAAAUUUAUUAUACAAUAAUUCCUACUUCUAUGUCAACUAUUUUUAAAAUUAACAUUAUUAUAAAAAAUAAUUUGUACAAUUUAAUUAUCUUUAAAAGCUUAGAUUGUUCAGCUUUCUACGUUGUAUUAUCAUGUUAAUGACUCAUGUAUUUCAAUGAAAUUUUUCCAAAACCUG